AUGGAAAAUACCAUAAUAGUACCAUUGGAAGUAAUGGUAAUUACCCAUCAAAGUCCUGAGCACUAUCGAAGUCCCAAGUACCCAUUGGAGGUAACUGCCAUUGAAGUAACUGUAACUACCCUUGUACGGUGCUACUUUUUUCGGGUACUUCGCCGGACUCGAGUGCGAGUCUGUUUCUCUUCUUCAUCGUCUUCUUCUUGUGCCGCUUCAGAACGAGUCCUGCGUUUGGAAGCUGGUGUAUUUCCUGGAGGAGUGGGACUGGCGGUUUUAGUAUUACGUCGUUUUGAGGGAGGUUCAGAGUCUUUAGCGGCUACAGAACGAGCUCGCUUUUUGGGUGGUACUGAUUGUCGACGAGAUCUCGUCACUCUUUUAGUUUCUGAAUGUGAGUCGUCAGCAGAAUCGUCGUCUUCGUCGUCGUCGUUGUCUAGGUCCGAUUCCUUACCGGAUUUGGUUCGUUUCUUUGAAGCUAAAGUAGACUUUUCACUACCUUUCUCAGCUUUAUCGCCAUUUUUGUCGUUCAAUUUCGCGGAUUUUUCCCGAUUUUUGCCUCGAUCCGCUUCCUCGUCACUGUCUCCACUCUCCUCUCGCUCCUCUAACUCGUCAACCUUCUCCAAGUCGUAG
Meyerozyma guilliermondii ATCC 6260 is the source of this 621-nucleotide messenger RNA. RefSeq lists its product as uncharacterized. The record is from RefSeq and is a predicted model, not a curated record. The coding region runs from base 1 to 621 and encodes 206 amino acids. Lineage: Eukaryota; Fungi; Ascomycota; Pichiomycetes; Serinales; Debaryomycetaceae. The transcript has a single exon.